Messenger RNA from Vicia faba (fava bean), 318 nucleotides. The record is from the annotation of a GenBank genome assembly. NCBI's taxonomy places the organism in Eukaryota, Viridiplantae, Streptophyta, Magnoliopsida, Fabales, Fabaceae.
AUGUCCUAUCUUUUCACCCCUUUACAAAAUGUACAUAUAUACAAUAGGGAUUCUUCCAUUGAAAGAGUUUCAUUACUCAAGGAAUACCGAGGAGAUUUCUUUAUUAAGGGAACCGAAGUAUACCCUCUAACAGCAUAUAGUUUAGUAAUUUCACUAGAUAUCUCGAUUCAUGUACACAUUGAUGCAUUAAUAAUAAUCAUGGCUGUAACGAAUAGGAGAAUAAGAGGAAGAAAAUUCACUCAUUUACUAAUUCAUAUCUAUUUUCAGCUAAACAUUACAAUUAUGAGACAGCAACCAAGAAUUGAAUAUCAACAAUGA